AUGCGCCUCUCCUCCGACUGCCUGCGGAUCGCCGCGCUCCUCUGCACGUUGACCCUGGUCUGCCUGGGCUUGCAGCUCCCCACGCCGGCGCUGCGAAGCGAUCCUGGCGCUGAGGCGUACUCGGUCGACGCCGGCUCGCUCCCGGAAUCGCUCCGCUCCACGCUCAUCGCAUCCGCGCCUGACGCCGAGACGAGCGCCUUCCUGGCGGCCAGCCGCAGCGAGGCGGCCUCGCUGCGCGGCCGCUGGGCACUCCUGCUCAAGCACAAGGCGUACGCCGUGCUCCUCCGGAUCGGAUGGACCCGGGUCGACGCCUCCGCAGCCUUGGGCAGGGUGCGGAUGUUUGUCGCGAGCUCCGCCCAGCUGCGCCCUCUCCUCGAGCGGGCCGCGCCGCAGCCUCCGUCAUCCCUCCUACUCGACAUCGGCUCCGGGACCGGCACCGUCACGCACGCGCUCGCCUCGGCCCUCGGUCUCUCCGACGGCUCCCGAGUCACCGCCCUCGAGUCGAGCGCGCCGCUGCGGCGGGAGCUAGGCCGGCGCUGGGGCUUCCGCGCCGCCGCAAGCCUGUCGGAGCUCGACCCGAGGGAGCGCUUCCAGGCCGUCUCCCUGCUCAACGUGCUCGAUCGGGUGGACGACCCAGCGGGCCUGCUCCGGUCCGCGGCCUCUCGCCUCGACCCCGCGGGAGGGCUCGUCGUCUGCGCGGUGGUGCUCCCCUUCCGAGGGUCCGUCCAGCUGCCGGGAGACCGGCGCCGCCCGCCGAGGCGCCCUCUGCAGCUGAGGCGCGCCUCUGGCCACACGCGCGGCUUCGGGCGGGCGGCCGCUGCCUUUGUCGACGCGGCGCUCGAGGCGCUGCGCCAGGGCGGAGGAGGGGCGGAGGGCGGGCGGAGGGACGCGUCUCUGCUGGCAUGGACGCGGCUGCCGUACCUGUCGUCGUCCGACGUCGGGCGCACGCACUACUCGCUCGACGACGCCGUCUUUGUCCUCCGCGUCGGCGGCGAAGCGAAGCGGAACGCGGUGGGAUCGGAACGAUAG
This is a messenger RNA of Emiliania huxleyi CCMP1516, 1029 nucleotides long. RefSeq lists its product as hypothetical. NCBI's taxonomy places the organism in Eukaryota, Haptophyta, Isochrysidales, Noelaerhabdaceae. Gene Ontology annotation, molecular function: protein-L-histidine N-pros-methyltransferase activity. The transcript has a single exon. The record is from RefSeq and is a predicted model, not a curated record. The coding region runs from base 1 to 1029 and encodes 342 amino acids.